Messenger RNA from Aspergillus pseudonomiae, 948 nucleotides. Its product is annotated as ML domain-containing protein. Bases 242 to 769 code for a protein of 175 amino acids. NCBI's taxonomy places the organism in Eukaryota, Fungi, Ascomycota, Eurotiomycetes, Eurotiales, Aspergillaceae. Gene Ontology annotation, molecular function: sterol binding. The record is from RefSeq and is a predicted model, not a curated record. Gene Ontology annotation, biological process: intracellular sterol transport. The transcript has 3 exons.
CAAUCACGCGGCUGUGCCUCUCUGGUAUCAAUCACGUGGGCCCAGCCAUUCGUCAUGGGGGUCCCAUGACACCGCUCCUCCUUCCACUCUUACCUGGCGAGAGGUACGACUUACUACUACUAGUAGUACUUGCACCUUCUACCAUCGUCAUCACAAGUCUUUAUAGUGCUCAUAUCAUUUGUAUUCAAUAUUACAUCUCCUCCUGAUCCGAUCCCACGAAGUUUUACAAACCCUCGCAAUCAUGAAGUUCUUAUCAACUGCCGCUGCGCUUCUCGUCUGCCUCGCUCCCAUUUCCACCUCAGCUCGAAGCCUCGACUUCCUCAAGUCAUCCCAAUCCCCUAUCCAAGCACAAGGCAAAUCAGUCGCAGGAGAUAACCCUCUGGAAUACUGUAACGACCCGUCGGGCGACGUCCUAAAUAUCAAACAGGUGGACUUGGCACCUAACCCACCUCUCCCUGGCAAAACACUUGUCAUCACGGCUUCGGGCACCCUGCGUGAAAAGAUUGAGGAAGGUGCUUACGUACUUUUGGAGGUCAAAUAUGGCUUGAUCACUCUUCUCAGGCAGACCGCCGAUCUCUGCGAACAGCUCGUCAACGUAGACCUUCAAUGUCCCCUGGGGCCAGGUGACAUGACCUUGACCAAGCAGGUCGAAUUGCCGAAACAGAUUCCUCCGGGAAAAUACAAUGUUCAAGCCGAUGUCUUCACUAAGGAUGAUGAGCGCAUCACUUGCCUGAAGGCCGUUAACGUUGAAUUCAAGGGUCCCUUCUAAGAGGUCAGCAAUAUGUUCAGCCUGCACUUAGAGAUCGGCAUGCUCAAUCUAGGUUGAGCAUGACGUACGCUUAAUUACGAACCUCAACAUGUACCCUGUUGUUUCCCCCUUUCUUUCCAAUCGCAUGAUUCAUGAUUCUUUCGACUUCAUUCGCUAUAUCUUGUACGGCGUUUCGGAGU